Molecule: messenger RNA, 4858 nt
Organism: Chanos chanos (milkfish)
Lineage: Eukaryota; Metazoa; Chordata; Actinopteri; Gonorynchiformes; Chanidae
Gene: nbr1a
Product: NBR1 autophagy cargo receptor a
Exons: 21
Coding region: 94-3048 (984 amino acids)
Biological process (GO): macroautophagy
Cellular component (GO): phagophore assembly site
Molecular function (GO): ubiquitin binding
Source: RefSeq, a predicted model, not a curated record
GCAAUUACCUCCCAGUGUGUGUAGCUCUCAUCGCGACAAAUUAUUGCCUCAUAAUUUUAAAUUUAACAUCUAAACUGACUGUGGUCAGCAGUCAUGAGCCCCCCUAUUACUGUAAAGGUCAAUUUCAGGGGGAGCGUGAAGAAGUUUCCUGUUUUGGAUUCGGAGAAAGCUCAGUGGGAGACAGUGGAGGCCUGGAUUAAAACAUCAUUUGGGUUGUGCUCCUUUCAAGUAAAAUAUUUUGACGAGGACAACGAAGAGGUCUCCAUAAACAGUCAAGAGGAAUACACAGAAGCUUUAAAGAGUGCAUUAAAACAGGGCAACCAACUCCAUAUGAAUGUAUAUAAGAUGAAAGGCCAAGUUGAAGGAGGUGUGGGAAAGAUAGAAAUGAAAGAACUGAAGCUUGAGACAAGGCCAGCACCACCAUAUCGUGCCAGGGUGAAAAUGGCGGACAAAGAGACCCAGGUCACCCCCGAGCGGGACUUGGGGGUUGUUAAAGAAACCAAAUGGACCAAAGCGGAGGAAGAGGCAGUCCCAGCCUGGUUCAGAUCUUACAUGGAUAAGUUUAAGGACCAGGUGGUGAGGGAGGUGGUGGACAAGAUGUGUACUGAGUUCUCUGGCCAGUGCUGCACACACAGAUCCUCUGACCCACACUCGGAGGAACCUGGCCCGUCUGGCGCUCAGGUGUCAAAGGUCAGCUCCACUACGGCGAGAACGACCAGUUCAACUCCAAACUGCAGCAGCUGCAAAGGCCCGGCCACCGGAGGAGGAUACCAGUGCAGCGUGUGUCCGUCUUGCAUCUUGUGCGAGCCGUGCAGCGUCAAACACGAUCCCAGCCACAAUCUGAAGAGAACGAGAACUCCCCUGUCUGUGCCCGAGCGCGGCGUGACCCCAGAACCCAGGUUCUUGCGGCGCGGGGACAGGACGGUGCGGAAGGCGGAGCGGCAGCGUCUGAAAGCCGAGCGGAGGCAGCUGAAAGCGGAAGUAAAGGAGAUCAAGAAGAAACUCAGGCUUGAGAAGAGGGGCCUGCUGUGGAGUGGAGCCUCCAGUGGGACCGGCAGUUCGGCCUUGGCCCCCGCCCCAGCCCCUGCCCUGGCCUCAGACCCUCAAGCCUCCAGUCCAGAGAGUCCCAAGGUCUCCUGCUCCACAUUGGUGCCCACAAUGACUGCCUUGUUUCUGGAUGAGAAUCUCCCUGAUGGCACUUGUUUGGAGCCUGGCACCAAGUUCAUCAAAUACUGGAAGAUGAGGAACACUGGUAACAUCAGCUGGACCUCUGAGACUAAGCUGAAGUUUAUGUGGGGAAACCUGGCCCUGGAGUCGCCGGAGCAGAAGGAGGUGGCGGUGCCCUUCCUGCAGCCGGGGCAGGUUGGCGUCGUGAGCGUGGCCUUUGUAGCUCCCAUGUUGGAGGGAACCUACACCUCCCACUGGCGCUUGGCGCACUGCGGGGAGCAGUUUGGGCCACGGGUGUGGUGUAGCAUUGUAGUGGUCCCCAGUGCUGGCCAGAAAACUGCCUCUUGCCGCAGCAAACCCCUGAGGAGCGAGUCCAGUCUAAUGGUGAAGGAAGGCAUGUGUAGGUCUGGCUCCAGAGACUGUGAAACUCAAGUCUCUACGGGCUGUCAGAGAGAGUACUACAUUCCCUCUGUGGACCUGCUCACUGCUCAGGAUCUUCUGUCAUUUGAGCUCCUGGACAUUAAUAUUGUGCAAGAGUUGGAUAAAGUCCCAAACAAUACUACUGUGGAUACGGCUCCGUGUAUAUCUCCUCUCCCGUCCCGCUGUGCCGGAGAGGGAAAGCGCGGCCCGGGGCGGGUCAAAGAGGAUGCGGACCGCGCUGGCCUGAAGACACUCCAAGCUGAGCCUUCUCAGAGGCACAUCGAGCACCUGGACUCUCCAGGCCACGAGGAGGGCGACGAGGACUUUAGCAGCACUCAGUUUGUGUGUGAGACCGUGAUCCGAUCUCUCACUCUGGAGGAAGAACCCGACCACAAGCCCCGUCACAGAGGCAGACCCAGCCACCGCCAGUGUGAUGCAGUGCAUGACUCCGUCUCCUGUUGUGAGAGGGGCUUGCUUCCAAGGGGCGAAAGAAACGUUGGACCAACUGCAAAUAGACCAGAAGCUCCGCUCUCCGCCCCCCAGAGGGCCAUAGUUGAGGAACUGGUAAAUCCAGGACCAUUGAUGGACUCAAAUGAAAACCUAUAUACUGACCCAGCUACGUUGGAGAAUGAGGAGGAAGAGGAGCAGAAGCAAAAGGAUGAAGAUAAAGAGGGAGAGGGUGCGGACUGGGACGAGGUGAGCAGUCAGGUGUCCUCUGCCUCGUCCGAAGACUACAUCGUCGUCCUCCCUGACUGCUUUGACACCUCCAGACCACUGGGGGAGUCCAUGUACAGCUCAGCCAUGUCCCAGCCUGGAGGCACCAGCACCACAAAGCUAGCCCCAGAGCUUCAGGACCAAAGCCCAGCAGAGGGGGAGAUUCUGAUGGGAGCAGCUGCCCCCUCCACCCACAGCAGUGUGAAUAGACUGUUGUGUGCAUCUCAGACCUUGGACACCCCCCCUCUCAUUCCAGAGGUGGUGCUCGCCCCCGUCUCGUUGUCCCCGCCCCCGGUGCUCCGCACACACAGGUCCAUAGUGUCAUGUGACACAGGCUUAGGACCAGAGGCCUCUGAGGCACUCAGAUCACAUCAGCCCCAAAAUGACUUAAACGAGGCCGAACCUGUGCAUGCUGAGGUGCCUGGCAGUGCUUUUGAGGUCUGUGGAUCUCAGGAUUACAGGGUUCGUCAAGGGGGGCUCACGGAGGGGCUUGUUAAGGGAGCACUCUCGGUGGCAGCGUCUGCCUACAAGGCCCUCUUCACAGGCCAGAGUAGCUCCUCACAGCGGCCUGUUGUUGUCGACGCAGCAAACGAGGGCGCCUCUAUGAUUGCAGUACUACAGGAAAUGGGGUUUACCGACCAGCUCCUCAACCAGAGGCUGCUAAGGAAACACAAUUAUAACCUGCUGGAUGUAGUCAAUGAGCUGGUGCAGAUGACUGACAAUGAGUGGUACACAGCACGCCAUUAAGGGGUGCCAUGGCAACCGUAGCUACAUCUCCAUAGCAACCCCUAUGUCAUCAGCAUGGGAAUUUCAGAGUUAUUAAGUUCAGUCUUGGAGGAAAAUUCUCAUUCAUGACAGGAAUAAUCUUGCUGUUCUCAGUUUCUUUGGAGAGCACCAGGACUCUCUUUUUAUGACAGUUAACAAAGAGACUGAUUACUUGAUUGUGAAGGUAAAAAGGAUAAAUUCAUUGGAAAUUAUGAAAGGGGGAAGUAAUGAAAUGUGGUUUAUUUUGUGAUUUCUUCUAUCAUUUCAUUUAAAUAAUAGAAUGAAAGAAAAGGUGGUUUUAAAAGAAGCUUAAGGUCAGCUUUAGAAAACACUAAGAGAGACACCCUCCUGUAGAAAUAUAAGCUAACAGCUGCAGUUUUCUUUAAAUGAGUCACAACCAAUGAGUCAAGUCAGUAACAUAGAAAAAGAAGCUGAGCGCCUGUAUCUUUGUCAUACUGGCCCUGGUGCAUUCUUACCAAUCUCUGAACAACACUAAUUCUUGUUAUAUUUCACACUCUUCCUACGAGUGUGGUAUGAAGAGAAAACUGAAGAGUGUGAAAAGCUGUGUAAAGCCAUUAAGUCAGUCAAUGAAAGCUCAUUUUAUUUUAUUUUAUUUUAUGAAUCGUUUUAUUGUCUGUAUGUGCUGAUUUUCUCUUCAAGUUCAACAUUUGAUAUUUAAUCUGGCUUCAGUACUCCAAGGUAUCUAAUGCUAUGACAAGAGAGAGAGAAAAAAAGAAACAUUCCUUCGGAAUGGAUAAAGGAACCAAGUUUUAUUUUUUAUAACUAUUCAUUCUACAAUGCUGUUGACAGUUAUAGAUAUACCAUAUGUUGUUAGACUUAAUUUGAAUUGCGUGUUCACAUCUUGAAUAGAUGACAAUGAUUUUGUGUUUUUUUGCCAUUGGUGUAUGGAUGGUGAACUGCUCCCACCAACCCGGGGUUUCAGUAAUGAUUUCUCUUUAGUUUCAAUAACCCGGUUCAACUCCAGAGAUGCUUACGGAUUGCUAACGGAUUGCUCUUAACAGUUAAUGUAGUCAUAACUGAGUUUCCGAGAGGACUUGAUUUACAGCAUAUUAUGACAGUUUUGCUGAAUGCUGCACCGUUUUCUACUUUAGUCAGCUUUUCCUUGACUUCCUCUAACGAAGAUACAGGAAGGGGCUGGAUUUUCUUUCUUUCUUUCUGUUUUUGUUGUUUCGCAUUUGUGGUGUAAUUGCUGUUAAAUUGUGGUUGUCAGUUGCAGCAAGUUUAAUCGCCUCAAGUUUAAACUUCUCCUAAUAAGACUAGCAGCAUUUUCUCUGAUGACGCGAUAUUGUAACUCCUACAUUGUAUUGAAACUACAUGAAAUUUGGUGUUGGGCUUCACCGUAGAUUUUCAGACGCGUUUUCUUUUUUCAGUGGAGAUGUGCACAACCCACCACUCCCCUACUUAAAGUUACGUACCAACCCUUUUGCAGAUCAGCUCUGAAAAACAGAGUGUAUCUUUUGAUUUGUAACUUUUUUCCUCAAAAUUGACCAAACACAUGACCAUGGUAAUGGUAGAAUGACAUAUUGGGAAAACAAGUUUCAAGUUCUGUCCUGACUGUAGGCUUAUUGGUAAUUUUAGCCAACGUCACGUGAUCCACGUCGACAAAGAUAUUACGCAGUCAGCAAUGAAUUACUUUAGCUGACUCCAGGAACAUUCUUGCACAUUCUUUAGGUAUACAGCAAGUAAAUAAACAUUACAGGUUUCAUACUGCUUGUUAUGAGUCUUUGUAUAGUUUUAAUUAUAUUAUGCAGUCGAAACGGCUGUUUGCUUC